Olea europaea var. sylvestris is the source of this 807-nucleotide messenger RNA. Its product is annotated as spindle and kinetochore-associated protein 1 homolog. NCBI's taxonomy places the organism in Eukaryota, Viridiplantae, Streptophyta, Magnoliopsida, Lamiales, Oleaceae. Gene Ontology annotation, biological process: chromosome segregation; cell division; regulation of microtubule polymerization or depolymerization. Bases 143 to 583 code for a protein of 146 amino acids. Gene Ontology annotation, molecular function: microtubule binding. The transcript is spliced from 7 exons. The record is from RefSeq and is a predicted model, not a curated record. Gene Ontology annotation, cellular component: mitotic spindle; spindle microtubule; outer kinetochore.
AAUGCCUAUACGAGAUCUUGGUACUGAGUCUCUGAACUUUGAGGAGCCUGCACCAAGGAAUUUACUUCAGCAUUAUCCCCUCGUAAAGAAUAUGGGGAAGCAUUUCCAAAUGUAAAGUCAAACUCCAAAUGCUUACACCAGAAUGAUGAUCCAAUCAUCUCGUACCAAUGACCACAACAAGUUACCAGAGAAGAAGGGUCGCGCUUCCCCUCCAAUGUGGUACAUUGCUAACAACGAACUGGAUGCUUUGCCAUCGUACAUGAAACAAAGGCUUACUCUGGAUAAGGUAAAUGCAGCAAUUAAUGACAUGGCAACAUAUGCUGACGCAAAUGCCCAGAUUAUCAUGGCCCCAAGAAAGAAGCUGUCAGAGAAUAUGUUGGACAGAGCUCUGGAAUUAAGGGAGAUCUCGUGGAAUAAUGUAGUGAAAGGAAAACAUUUCUUUCUGGAAGCUGAUAUUAAAGGGCCUGCAUUGAAACUUGACAAUACAGGGAAAGCAACACUGACAGUACUUCGGCACCUUGGUCGUAUAAGUGAAAGUCGGAUUGGGCAUCAUCGUGUCAUCAUUCUUCUAAAGCCUCAAUAAUUUACCAUUCGCUUUUCAAUGAACUGAAAGUCAUUGCAGUUUAUGGUUCGUAUUUUUAUACUUAAUAUCCAGACAGUAAAGAAUGCUAUUUGGAAGAUGACUGCUUUUGAACAUUUUGAUUUUAGGGCAAAAUGUGUCUUAUAUAUGGCAUUGUAGUUAGUCUCCAACCACUAAAAUAUUAUAGCUUGAAAAUAUUCAUUAUGCAAAUAUUCGUGUUUUUACUA